UCUCUCUUAGAUAUGACAUCCAAUAAAAGCGGUUGCAAGGCAACAUGUCUGCCCCGUGAAAGACGAAAAUGUGUGAAUUAGAUAUUCUUCAGUUUUUUUUAUCGUAUUCCACCGAAUAAAUGGAAGUUCUAUUGUUACUUUAAUAUCACAGAAGUAAUCUUUCGUAGAUAAUGAGUUUUUCCGUAAAGAAAACCGGCGGAAGAAUGUGGCACGAAGCUCGAAAGCAAGAGAAAAAGAUACGUGGGAUGUUGGUCGAUUAUCGUCGGCGAGCCGAACGUCGUAGAGAUUAUUAUGAAAAAAUUAAAUCAGAUCCUACCCAGUUCCUUCAACUUCAUGGCAGACCGUGCAAAAUACAUUUGGAUCCAGCUAUAGCAGCUGCUGGUGAUAGUCCAGCUAACAUGAUGCCCUGGCAAGGAAACGAAGACAAUCUUAUAGAUCGCUUUGAUGUACGUGCUCAUUUAGAUUGGAUACCAGAGGCACCAGAUACCAUCGACGUUGACAUUGCUCUUACCAGCGAAGACAGACAUAUCAAUUAUGAACGUUAUCGCAUAAUUGUGCAAAAUGAAUUUUUGGGAGUCGCAGAAGAAAAAUUUUUACAUCAAAUACAUUUGGAGGAACAAUUUGGUUCAUCCACCAAAGUAGAUGCUUCAAAAGAUAAGAAAAAAUCUUCUAACAAUGCUGCUAUUGGUUACAACUACGAGACAGAAGAACCAAUUCCUGACGCAACAAAAACAUUAGAUUCUGUUAUAGCUGAUGAGAAACCAGAGGAUGAGGAUAGCGACAUUGAUUUGGAUAUAUGUGUAGAUGUUUCACAAAUCGAACCUUCUCAAGCGCACGAGAUGAAUUUGGUUGCUCAAAAGUAUGGACUUUUGGGAGCUGAUUAUUUCAGUUUUUUGACUCAGGAUUUUGAAGAGGCAGAAACAUUAAGACAGGCACGCAAGCAGGAAGAAGAAAAGGCGAUGUAUUCUGGUCGAAGAUCUCGCAGGGAAAGACGAGCAUUUCGAGAAAAGAAGAUGAUCGGUCGUGUUAUGAGCCCACCAAGUUAUGCAGCCCGUGAAAGUCCAGAAUACAAUCCUUACAGGAAAUCUUCCUCAAAAUCACGUUCACGGUCUGCUUCUCCUGUAAAUACUGGACAAAUUACUUAUAUUACAAGUUUUGGCGGUGAGGAAGAAGCUCAUAGUAGCUCUUCUCACGUAACUUCAUCGAAUUCGAAAAAAGUCAAUUAUUCGCAUCUUAGAAGAAGACGAUCUGAAAGCCCUGUUUCGAACGAAAGGACAGUUAGUAGAAAAUUAUCAAAAUCUAGAUCAAGAAGCUGUUCUCGCUCUGUUAGUAGAAGCAAAUCUUACAGGACACGCGACAGGAGGCGCAGUGUCUCGCGAAUGAGAUCCAGAAGAACGCGAUCGAAACAUAGGAAAAUGCAAAGAUCCAGAACAAGAAGUCGUUCUCGACGAUCAAGAACACGUAGUAAAUCUCGAUCUCGAUGUAGAAGUACAAGCAGAUCAAGAUCGCGUUCGCUUUCACGGUCUCGAUCUAGAUCCACUUCGCGUCAACGUCAAAAAAGAUCAAGAAGUUCCUCAUCAAGCAGCAUAUCAAGAUCUAAAUCAAGAUCGAGAUCUAAAUCGCAUCACAGAAGUCGUUCCAGAGAUAGUUAUCGUCGAAGACGUUAUUCUCCCUCAAAAUCGAGAUCAAAAUCACGCUCAAGAUCAAAAUCUCAAACAAGAUCAAGAUCUAGGUCUAAAAGCAAUAAUAGUAAACGAUCACGUAGUAUUGAAAAUAAAGUGCAAACACUGCCAAGAUAUUAUGGCCGUCGUGGCAAAUCCUCCAGUCUUGAAUUAGAAUUGUCUGACAAGGAAGAAAAAAGCACAGCAGCAACGCUAAAGCCAACAGUAACAACCGCAAGCAUAAACACGCCAAAAGCAGGGUUAAGUACAAAUUCUGGUGGCGGACACAAAUCUACGAAAAUAACACCUCAAGAGCGGCUUAAGAAAAAAAUGCAGGCUCUAUUAAAUAGGCAAUAUAAAGCGGACAAGAAGGCGGAACAAUUGAGAAUAGAAAAGAAGGAACAACAGAGACAAGACCGAGAAGACGAAAUUAGAGAAAUGUCAUUAAAAUUACGUCGAAAACAAAGAGAAAGAAGACAUCGGUACGAAGGUCACAGUUCUGAUUCACGAUCUUCUAUAUCUCGUACGCCAAGUCCAGGACGUAGUCCGAGACAUCAUAUACGUAGAGAUAGGAGAGAAAGAGACAGGGAUUUAGAAAUAGAUCGAGAAAGAGAUAGAGAUAGAGAAAGGGAUAGAGAAAGAGAUAGGCGUGAUGACAGAGAAAGAUGCAGGCAAGAAUCACGAAGAAGAUACAGAGAUUCUCCGCUUCGUUCUUUAAGUCCAAGAAGUAGUCGAGGCUUGUCUUGUUUCUUUCAACUGAAAUAUAUUACAGUAAUAGAAAGAUUUGUCAAUUUUUGGUUAGUGAAUAGAAAAGAGAAUAUGGCCGGAAUUACGUUUGGUAUCUUAAUUGUAAGCGAUAGUCGCUCGGAAGGGUCCAGAAAAGAUGAAACAGGUCCUGAAUUAAAACGUCUGGUCGGUGACAUAAACACUGAUACAGGAAAAAUACUUAAAGGGAAAGUACUUCAGGAUAAAAUAAUACCAGAUAAGGAAGAAGUUAUAAUGGAAUAUUUGGUAAAAUGGAGUGAUGUACAAAAGUUAGAUGUCAUUUUGACAUCCGGUGGUACUGGUUUUUCCAAUAGAGAUGUUACACCCGAAGCAACAAAAAAAGUUAUCGACAAAGAAGCUCCGGGAAUAGCAACAGCUAUGCUUGUAUCGAGCUUACAAGUGACACCUAUGGCCGCACUUUCUAGAGCCAUAUGUGGAAUUCGUGGAAAAACAUUAAUCAUUAAUCUACCAGGAUCACCAAAAGCUUUGAAGGAAUGUUUAGUUCCUAUUGCAUCUGUAAUACCACAUGCGGUUGAUUUAAUUUCAAAUAAUCAGGCAGAUGUAGAAAGAGUGCAUGCAUCACACAGCAUUACAAAGACAAAUAACAAUGAUCAUAGUUGUGUUUUACCUUCUACUACAUUGUUACACUUGGAAAAUGUUGCCACGCGUCUCAGGGAAUCACCGUACCCCAUGCUUUCCGUUGAUAAAGCAAGAGAAUUAAUAAAUAAAAAUAUAGAACUCCAAGGAACAGAAAUUGUGACAAUUUGGAAUGCUCAUAACAGAGUUUUAGCUAAUGAUAUAUUUUCUCUUUGCGAUUUACCACCAUUUCGAGCAUCUAUUAAAGAUGGUUAUGCCGUUUUGGCAGAGGAUGGGAAAGGUAGAAGACGGGUUUUAGGUGCUUUAAAAGCAGGAAAUACUGCAGCGUCUAUAUCUUUGAUACCUGGCUCUUGUAUAAGAGUAAAUACUGGCGCACCGAUACCGGAUGAUGCAACUGCUGUUGUUCAAGUGGAGGAUACAAAGCUUAUAUUAAAGAACAACGAUAAUACGGAAGAGAAAGAAAUUGAAAUUUUAACUGUACCAAAGGAGGGACAGGACAUUAGACCUAUUGGUUGUGAUUUAAAAAAAGGAGAGCUCGUAAUUAAAGCGCCAAUAAAGCUUGGAGCAGCAGAGGUAGGACUUUUAGCUGCUUGCGGUUAUAAAGAAGUGAAGGUUUAUAAAGUUCCUAGUAUAGGGGUAUUAUCAACGGGGGAUGAAUUGGAAGAACCAGGGAAUGAUUUAAAGCCAGGAUACGUAUAUGACAGUAAUACGAUAACUUUAAUAUCCAUAUUACGAGAAAAUGGAUAUGAUCCAAAGAAUUUGGGAAUUGUAAAGGACAACAAAGCCAGCAUGGUAGAUGCAAUUAAAAAUGCCUUGGGUAAAGUCGAUGUACUCGUAACAUCCGGAUCAGUGUCGAUGGGCGAUCGAGAUAUGUUGAAACCUGUACUAGAACAUUAUUUUAAUGCAAAAAUACAUUUUGGCCGUGUAAACAUGAAACCUGGUAAACCAACAACUUUUGCAACUUGUAUAUAUAAUGGUAAAAAAAAAUAUUUCAUGUGUCUGCCGGGUAAUCCAGUUUCGGCAACAGUUACUUCGAUUUUAUUUGUUAUACCUUUACUUAACGAAAUGCAUGGUGAUAUUUCGAAACCCGUCAUCAUAAAGACGAAGGUGGAUUCGACUUAUCAAUUGGAUCCUCGUCCGGAAUACGCAAGAGUUAUCUUAACGUGGAAAGACGAAGCAGAUCUUCCAUUGGCCCAUAGUACUGGAAAUCAAAUAAGCAGUAAAUUAUUCAGUUGUAAAAAUGCUAAUGCAUUGUUAAUGUUACCAGGGAAAACGGUUGCUAAGACGGCACUGUAUCCGGGUGAAGUCGUAGAAGCGAUACUUCUUAAUCCUAGAACUACGAUGUAAUACCGAAAUGUCUGCAUAUUCCUUAAAUAUUAUUAUCCAUGCCUUA
Vespa mandarinia (Asian giant hornet) is the source of this 4416-nucleotide messenger RNA. Its product is annotated as CLK4-associating serine/arginine rich protein. Lineage: Eukaryota; Metazoa; Arthropoda; Insecta; Hymenoptera; Vespidae. The record is from RefSeq and is a predicted model, not a curated record.